UCCUAGCUCAUGCUUGAGCGCGUCUAACCAAGGAGCAGCAGACCCUUGAACAGGAGUAGCUGCGUCGGAUGAAAAAUGCGUAGAAUUCAUAUGAAGCAUCUUGGAGUGGUUUUGGCCGGUGGACUGUUGGUAACCCUCUUUUACGCCUGGAAACCUGGAACCAGCACAACAGUAGAUAUUCGACAGAGGAAUCCCGUGAGGAAACUCUUCAUUGGGACAGUCGGAGAUGCUACUAGCGGGGCUGACAUUUCCUACAAGAUCAAGGAGAAAGUUGCAAGUCAUCUGGCUCAGAACACAUGCGUAUGCCUGCCUGAUGAAUCUUUCCACUUGCCGUUCUCCAAUUUUCUUUUCCCACGUGUGUGGGCGCACAACCUCAAUGAAGCAUUCUUGAAGUUCCAACGUGAUCCUGAAGGUGUGAAGCGCCUCAGAGCUCAGGAGUACAGUCACUUUCAGAAGAGGUCCUUCAGUUCAGCAGAUCUGCUUCUGGUCGCUGAGGCCAACAGUCCGCUUCAGUAUCCCACCCAGGGUGUGGAGGUCCGCCCCCUCAAAACAAUCAUCAUUCCUGGUUUGGGCCUUAAAGAGGCACCAAAGCCACAACAUACAGUGUCUCUGACAGCGACACUGGGUACCUUUGAUGUUGCCGCCACGGUGGAUUCAGUCUCCAUCAGAGGAGACGGAGAGGGGAACAUGACGCUGUCGAGUCCUCUUCUCCCCGCUCUGAACCGGCAGCUGCAGUUUGUCACCUACACCAACACUGUGUUCCAUCCCAAGACGGCAGACACCGUUCAGUUUUCAACCGGAGACCACAAAUCCUUUUUCACCAUCAAAGUGGGACACAGAACUGUCCCGAAGCUUUACAACUCAGGACAAGACAGAGAGUAUAAUAUCACUGCUCUGGUUACCAUCGCCACCAAGACCUUCCUGCGGUAUGACAAGCUCAAGGAUCUCAUUGACAGCGUUCGGCUCUUUUACCCCACCGUCACAAUUGUGAUCGCAGACGACAACGAACACCCUCAGCCCGUGUCUGGCCCUUACAUCGAACAUUACAUUAUGCCCUUCGGAAAGGGCUGGUUUGCAGGCAGAAACCUGGCGGUGUCUCAAGCUACCACCAAGUAUGUGCUCUGGGUGGACGAUGAUUUUAUCUUUACCUCCAACACUAAGCUGGAGCGGAUGGUGGACAUCCUGGAGACCACCACCCUGGAUCUGGUUGGCGGGGCAGUGAGAGAGGCAACCGGCUACACAGCCACAUUUCGUCACACCAUUUCAGCGGAGGAGGGCUCGGAGGAUGGCGAGUGUUUGCGCAUAAGAAACGGCUACCACCAUGUCAUCCAGGGAUUUCCUGACUGCGUGGUGGCCGACGCCGUCAUCAACUUCUUCAUGGGACGGACGGACAAAAUGCAGCAGACCGGCUUCGAUCCGCGCUUGUCCCGAAGCGGCCAUCUGGAGUUCUUCGUGGAAGCUCUGGGCUCUCUGCACAUCGGCUCCUGCAGCGACAUCAUUGUGAAUCACGCUUCAAAGAUCAAACUCCCCUGGACGAAGUCGGACUCACUAAAGGAAUACGAGAAGUUCCGCUACUCGUCCUCCAGCGGACAGAGUAACAUUCGGGAUGAAAUUUUCUACUUCAAGAACAGGUUCAAGUGCAUGAGUAGUCAGUGAAUCCCGGGCUCCAGCCUGAACUCGCCAGGCACUGAGGCUUUUUUUAUGACUCAACCUGAGUUUGCACGUUCCUCCUCUGCCUGUGUGGGUGGGUGUCCUACGUUCACUUGGUUGAAUCCAAAGACGUGGUUAUGAGGUUACUUGGUGACUUCUUCCACUUGGCGUUGCCUCAAUGGCUAACUGUUGUAAUGUUUUACUCGGAAAAUUGCAGAAACCUGAAUUGCUUGAAUUACACAGCCAGGAAAGUUUGUACUGUUCAGAUAUGUUUCUUUGUUUGAUGAUCAGGAGUUUCUAACCAGUCAAGUUUCUCUAUUGGAUUGGUUGAAUGUGAAUCAUUUAAUUUCCUUUUUUAUAUUCUUGUAUAGUUUAGUGCUGACUUGUUUCCUGCCUCAUCUUACCCAACUAGUCUGAAUGUUUUAAAAAUAUCCUGUUUUCACUUUCACUUCAUCUGAGAGCUUAAUUCUCCUUCUCCUUUCAAAUCGCAGACUGUGCUGGUAUCUGUCCCCCAGUGAUCCUGUCAUUGUCAGCAAUAUAACUGAAAAUUGCACUGCUCUGCAGCUUAAACAGGAACGAGUUUCCCGGUCAUUGAUGCUCAGCUGAUUCUGUUGGGAUUUCCUGAAAUUUGGCACCUGCACUCCCACUUAGAGAUGUUCUCUCUCAAGUUCCAGUGAUCAAAGGUCAAGGAAACAGCCCCCUCACAGUGGAUGUGUCGUGCUUGGAGCUUUAUCUGCGGUCAUGGGAGUUUCUGACUCAUGUCCUUGUGUAAGAUACUUCUGACUCAUGGAGGAAUACAGUGUCUGCAGCUUUGGAUAAGAAAUGAAUGAUAAAAGAAACGUCCGACAAACUGACUACUUUUAUCUGCAAUUCUUGUAGUUGAAAAUGCUUUUUUGUUAUCUUGAUCGAAUUUCAUUCUGUUUAUUAUGGUAAAUUGUUUUGUACUUGUUUUGUAUUUUUGCAUUGUGGGCACUUUUACAAGUUUACAGUUAAUUCUGGUGUGAAAAGAACGAAGGCAAGAAUAAUAAUAAUAAUUAUUUUGUUAUGAGAAAAUACCUUUGAAUCUUUUUAUUUUCUUAAGUCACUGUCGGCGGGCCUGCCCAACUAUGUAAAUGACUGCCCUAUCUGUCAGUGAUAAAGAAUCCUUUAAAAAAAUUCCUAGAUCCAGACAGUGAUCCGGAUCAUCACCAAAAUUUAAUGGAUUCUAAGUUAGCCCAAGACCCACCUUUCCACAAAGUUUCAUUGCAAUCCGUCCAUUACUUUUUCCGUAAUGUUGCUAACAAACCAACCAACCAACCAACAAACCGACAAACCAACGUGUUUACAUAACCUUCUUGGUGGAGGUAAUUACUGUUUAUUUCAAGUUAAAGACAUCACAUGCUAAUGCCUUGAUUAAAAAUUAGACAAUUGGCCAUUUUCAUUAAAUCGUAACUGACAUGGACCUUUGUGGUGCUUGGUCAUAGUAUACUGUAUGUAUUAAAUUGUAUUAUGACAAAUAUUUAGUGCAAAACCACUAGAAUAUGUACACGUUAUAUUUCCAAGGAAUAGCUUAUCAAUAUCGUGAAUCAGCAACAAAGUUUGUCUAAUUAUCAUUUGUUUUCACCAUUCAUUUUCUGCUCUUAGAGUUGGCACACAUGCUUAAUAUACAACAAAGUCAAUCAUCGACACUCUUUAAAGGAGUAGCUUUUGGACACAGUGCAGAGUUCAGAAUUUGUAUUUGUAUUUUAAUUUCAUUUGAACAAUGAGAUAUGAUAGCAUACAAGUGUGCAAAUGGUGCUUAUCAGCAGGAGGAAAUGUGCAGAAAGAGGAAAGUGGUAAAAGAUGAGUGCCGAAUGAUAAUGACAAGUUAUCGGUUACAUCUGUUAAUGUUGAGACACAAACAGAAGGCACUGCGACACCUCUCCUCUAAAGAAUUACACAGAAAUGUCUGUAUACUUUUGAACAUUGCUGGAGAUUCAUUUGUUUUUAAAGAUCAAGAAUAGAUAUGACGCCUGAGUAUGUAUAUGUCCUGAGUUGUAUAUUCCUAUCUUUAUUUUUUUUAAUUGCUUUCAGUUAUUUAAAAUCACUUUGCUGAAUAAUUCUUUUAUACAGAUCACGUUCAUUCUGCAUGGUAUUUGUCAUUAGUUUUAGGUUUUUAUCUACAUUUAAGUUUUUUUUUUUUUUUAAAGUUUCAAUCAAAUGAGACAUUAACUGUUGUAAACAAAGGUUCAGAUUCAGAGUUAAUAUUUUUCUUCCAACAAAAGAUAUAUUCAAGUAUGUAUUUAUAUUAAUUUAUCAUAUAUAUAGAUAUAGAUAUAGAUUAAUAUAUGUACUUGAGUUUAUAUAAUUUUAUUCUUUUUCAAUGUUUGUAGAGGGACAUGUUUCCAUGACACAAUACUGUGAUAUUAUAAGUUUAAAGUCUGAAUCUUGCAUUUCACUUUCAAUUGAGUUUUUCAUAAAUAGUCUCGACUGUGACAUAACGAAGAAUCCAACGACCCCACAUGAUCAAGCAUGGAUGACUGAAAUCAGACUCGCACUGCAGAUUGGUUGGCACAGCACAGAGAAUGUAUGUAAAAAUAAAAGUCAUAAAAAUAACCCUUCAAGUGGAGACUGUGUUUGCCGCCCUAAAUGAAGGCUUUUGUGAUGUUACGGCCAGCUCGUGUAGGAGAUGGGUGAAGGCAGUAACAUAAAAAUCCACAGAUAGUGAAGUGGAAAUUAAAGUUAUUUAUUUAUUUAUUUAUUUAUUUUUAUUUUUUUAUUUUACUUUAUUUAAAAAAAUCAUGGACUUCAGGUCCAGCCUUUUACCCCAACAGGUUUUAUCAGUG
Salarias fasciatus (jewelled blenny) is the source of this 4454-nucleotide messenger RNA. RefSeq names its product beta-1,4-N-acetyl-galactosaminyl transferase 1a (gene b4galnt1a). Gene Ontology annotation, molecular function: acetylgalactosaminyltransferase activity. The record is from RefSeq and is a predicted model, not a curated record. Lineage: Eukaryota; Metazoa; Chordata; Actinopteri; Blenniiformes; Blenniidae. The transcript is spliced from 11 exons. Gene Ontology annotation, biological process: ganglioside biosynthetic process. Gene Ontology annotation, cellular component: Golgi membrane. The coding region runs from base 76 to 1656 and encodes 526 amino acids.